UUUUUGGGAAUAUUGAAAAAAAGUUCUUGACAUUAUUUUACUGUAAAUGUCAAUAAAGCAAGUCGUUAAACUCCAAUGAGGUAUUAACAUUAUGUUAUUAAAAUGUGUUUAGAACGUAAAUACCUAAUGUAUAUUAAAGUUAUUCUCCCAUUUUUAAUAAUAUAAGCACCAAAACAAGUAACAAGAUGACCAAACAGGCAAACAGCUCAAGGCGUUUUAGAAAGUUGACGUUGACGCGCGAAAGGAGAAAAAAAUUACCGCUACAUGACACCCUCUAUCUAUUUCGCUCUUUCUCGUUACUUACGUAUUUGCUUUCUCGCUUACACACACGAAUCGAAGUUAAUUUCGAGUCGCGACGCGCCAGUUGACUUCAGACAGUACUGCGCGCGCAUGUUCGAAUAAGAUGGCGGCAUUUUCGAGUAACUAAAACUCUUAAUUCAAUAACUUUUAUUAUUGAAAGACACUUUUUAUAAUUUUUCUUAAAUCCAAAAUAGUGUUUUAUAUUUUUUAGAAUUUUCUUGUUGUGUAUUAAAUAGAGUGCAAACGGAAAUCGCGUGUGGAAGUGUGUGGCAAAAUGUGAAAGUUUCUUUCGUAUAAGAAAACAGUGGAUCUUUUUAAAGUGUUAUACUUAAUAAUACUUGUAAAUACAGCUGUUUAGCAUUCUAAAUAUCGGUAAUACAAGGGAACAUAAAACGAUUGUGAUGUGAUAAAAAUAUGUGAGAAUACGUGUGUCCUGCGUAUAGUUUCCAGCGAAAGCAAGAUGGCCGUCACAAGAUGGCGGCCGAGGACUCGCGCAUGCGCGCUGGUGAUAGUGUUGUGUUUACAGGUGUCUUAUGGUUACGAGCAAAUGUACACGAUAUCACAACUAUCGCCAAAAUCAGCCAGCAUUGAUGAAUACCCACAGGGAGAGGUGCUACAGACUAAUCACCCAGACUUAGGCUUAAGGAUAGAAUCUAGUAUCGAUCACGAAGAAGAAGCAGUUAUACCCCACGAGGAAGUAGAAGAACACGUCAUUAUAGCCAGAUCAGCUGACCCAACAGUCAGAGAAUCCAGAUCUAUAAACAUAGAUGAGAUACCACCGUCAAACAAUGAAAUAGACAAUCAUUUAGAGCUUCAUAAUAAGAGGAAAUAUUACGAUAUCCAUCCGACGAAAACGAUGGAGUAUUUAAGAAGUGAUGACGAGGUAAUCCUGUCGUCUGAAGGGUUCGGUGACAGGCUCGAGUUUAAGUUUCCGGGGGAAGGGAAGAGGGUCCCAAAAGCGCGCGCACUGGCGCCUAUGGGGCCCAGAAUACGGCCUACUGCAGUGCAACCGAUAUUUGCGACAGCUACCCCUAGAGAAGGACGGCAAAACACUGAAAUUCAGAACAUUAUAACUGGUCUUGUAAAGCUAUUGAACGGCAAGGUCAAUGUUCAGGCGAAUUCUCAGCUUUUAAGACCAGGCAGGCCUAUGGCGUCUAGGAUUAAUAAUAGGGGGCCGCCGAAACUAUCUGAGGGACCUCCGAUACCAGAUUUUGACGUGCCCAUCACUCCACCCCCUCAUCACUACCAUCCUACGAAGACUCCACCACCAUAUCCAUUCGAUAGGCCACCAGUCUAUGUCAAUCUACCAGAACAGAUGGUACCUCCUCUAAACAGGCCUGGAUUCCACAGGCCAAUACCUCCUUGGCAGAGACCGAGACCUAGGCCACCUAAUAGGAGACCAAAUCCUAGUCUUCCUAUGUAUAAACCUAACCUACCACCCAUUCCGAAUAUGCCAGACCUUCCUGAUGAGAAUGAGAAGUUGGAAGAAGAUGUAGCCAAUGAGAAUGAAACGACGCAUUCAGAAAAUAACAUACACAAUGAAGAAUCAGAAUUUCCUCUCACAAUACCUGAACUAAACACUACCGAAACAGAUGUUAAAGAAGAUGAACAGAAAGAUGAAACUACAACUAUUGCUGAUACAACGACAACAUCAACAACCACAACAACAACUACAACGACAACAACACAAGCAACAACAACAGAGAAACAGACCACAACGGAAAAACCAACCACAACCGAAAAAACCACCACCACAACACAAAAACCGAGCACGACAACAGAAAAAACGACUACAAGCGAAAAACCGACAACGACGACCGAGAAAAAGAUUGAAAAGCCAAAAACCGAUAAGAAGAAAGAUACAAUACUAAUAGAGAAAGAUAAAAAUAAAGAUAAAUUCAAAAUUGAUGACAAGUUUAAAUUGAAUAUUACUAAGGAUGAUUUGCUAGAGCAGGCUAUACAGAUUAUAGAGCCUUCUUUGAUUGAUGUGAAACCUAGUUCUGUAGCUGACGCAGUGCCUACACCUACAAAUGGUUUGAUCAGUCAUGCACCGUCAUCUACUGUGUCAACUACUACUUCAUCUGUAGAAGUUAUUGAAACAUCGUCUAUUAAUUCUCAGCCAAUUGCAACUUCCCAAGGCAUACCCUACCAGCCUUACCGGCCUCGUCCCGGCAUAGUCCUGGACGACACGGACUUCAAGCCUCACGGCACCAGGUACAGGCCCCAGGCAGAGGUGUCCGUCAUCACCGCGCCCGAGUCCAGGCCCGGGUAUGGCGAAAUCUUCGAUGUCACCGUGUCAGCUAUACAGGGGUUGGGAGAAAAGGGGGGUGGGGCUUCCGUCCACAUAGAAAACGUGAACUUAUCAGGUCACGAGCACGAUGACAUCAUAGUCUCUCCCUCAGGGGAACAGGGGUUUGUCUCCAUCGACGGCAAGAGAACAUACCUCAACCUCUUCGAUAGCUCCACACCAGGACCCAGUAUAAGGCCUACACAGGUCCAGAACCUACCUCAAUCUGUACCACCGCUAGCACCACCGCCGCUGGACCCCACAAUAGGCACCGGCGUCGCGGUCCCGGCGGACGACAUCCCACUCCCACCAGUACGGCGACCCACUCGACCCAACCCCACGCACCACUCCCACCAGCCACAUUCACCGCUGCACCGCCCUCAGCAAGGGUUCCGAAGACCACAGCCUACUGUGAGGAUUGACACUUGCAUAGUAGGUGAUGAUUCCACUUGUGAUGUUGCUCAAAAUGAAAAAUGCAGGACUGAGGCCGGUAUAUCCAGCUGCCAGUGCAGACCAGGCUACGCUCGCCGCAUCCACCGCGACCCCUGCAGGAGAGUCGUGUCCUUGCUCCUCAAUCUGAGGGUCGACAGGCUGUAUGAGAGGAAGGUCGCUUGGGACUCCAAACUGGCUGAUAAGGAAUCCGACCCAUAUCAACAGCUGAGCUAUGAGGCAGUUAGAGCUAUCGAUUCAGCAUUUUCCAUGACACCGUUUUCUGAUGACUUCGUGAGCGGUUCCGUCAACUCAGUCCACAAGGGAGACGAGAACAACCGCGGGGUUUACGUUAACUUAACUGUUUUGAUGCAAGAAACCCCCGAGACGUCUCGCUCGGCAGUAGCCACGGACAUACAGAAGCACUUGUUAGGAGUGAUCAGACGCAGGUCGAACAACGUCGGGGCCUCAGCCCUGUAUGUGGACUCGCCCGCCGGGAGCGUACUGCCGCUGCAUGACGUUGAUGAAUGUUCAUCACCAGAUUUGAAUGACUGUCAUCAGCUAGCGACGUGCACCAACACUUGGGGAGGAUUCAGAUGCCAGUGCCCGGACAGCACGCUGGACGCGGCCCCGCUGCGCGCCGGGCGGGACUGCCGCGCCUGCGCCGCCUCGCACUGCAGCGAGCGCGGCGUCUGCAAGUACGCCGGCGGACAGCCCUACUGCAGCUGCUCUUCCGGUUACUACGGGUCGACGUGCGAGGUGGACGGUGAGGUGGUGGGAGUGGCGGUGGGGGCGUCCCUGCUGGCCGCGCUCGUCAUAGCGCUCACACUGGCCGCGCUGCUGUCCUGGAGCCGUAAAUGGUCGAGAGAGCAGAAGGCUGUGGGCAUGGGAUCUCCAAUCUUCAACUAUAUGGCGGCGAAUACCAUCAAAACACCACCGGUGGGGCAACCGCCGUACCAGGUGUCCAUAGAAGAGCGUAUGAGAUGGGCGCAAAUCGCUGAAGCGAUGGCACAAGCUAGCCACUACGCGCCGGAACCAGCUCAGAUGGCGACCCGGCCGUCGUCCGCCAUGUUCGGCGGGUACCCCACACUACCGCCCGUGCCACUACCCAGACUGGGCCUGCACGGCCACCACGCGGGCACCCUCAACACGGUGGCCUCGCGCGCCAACACCGCCGCCUCACACCACAACUUAUACGGCUACACAAACCACAUGGCAACAGAGUCGACCAGUUCGGAAGCAUCUUCUCACGUCCAGGAGCGAGCUGACCUGCUCGUGCCCAGGCCCAAGUCUAGGGCUAGGAGUAUGCAUAAUCAAACCGGCAUCUACUACGACGUUGAAUACGAGAACGCCGGGGAGGGUAUAUACGGUACAAAGGGCAUCCCUCUCUCCACAUACACCGUCAGUCGAGGACCGCCCUUCUAUAGGACUUAGUACAUAAGAACAGGAAUUAAAUAACAUCAAAAUAAUUUUCAAAAUUAUAGAAAAUUUUAUUACUGAUAUUGGACUUGGCUAAAGAACUGCCGGCCAAUAUUAAAAAAGUACGUACUCGCGUGACUAGUUAUACUUCUUUGGCUUUAUAAAAAAAAAUGUUUUAAUUUGAAAGCAAAGAAAAGAUAAUUAAAAUAAAAUAAUAAAAGGAAUGGAUUAAUUAAAAGACUUAAUGAGUGGUUUAGUGGGCAUCGUGAAAUAUCACUCAUCAUUGUUUCAUAAUGCGCGUAAAGAAGUUUAACUUAAAAAUGUAAAGUUAAAAAAUACUUA
Messenger RNA from Trichoplusia ni (cabbage looper), 4777 nucleotides. RefSeq lists its product as uncharacterized. NCBI's taxonomy places the organism in Eukaryota, Metazoa, Arthropoda, Insecta, Lepidoptera, Noctuidae. The coding region runs from base 761 to 4450 and encodes 1229 amino acids. Gene Ontology annotation, molecular function: calcium ion binding. The record is from RefSeq and is a predicted model, not a curated record. The transcript is spliced from 20 exons.